Molecule: messenger RNA, 1613 nt
Organism: Gossypium arboreum
Lineage: Eukaryota; Viridiplantae; Streptophyta; Magnoliopsida; Malvales; Malvaceae
Product: peroxidase 31-like
Exons: 1
Coding region: 169-1173 (334 amino acids)
Biological process (GO): hydrogen peroxide catabolic process; response to oxidative stress
Molecular function (GO): peroxidase activity; heme binding
Source: RefSeq, a predicted model, not a curated record
AAACAGAAACAGGGUUAAAAUAAAGAGGGAGGGAAGGGAAGCGCGAGAGAGCAGAUCAGAGGUGGACGCAUCCCCAGGAUAUUGGCGCAAUAUUCAAGACAUUAGCGUUCUUUUUCUGCCCCCGUCCCUCGGACACAGGCAUUGAGGGACAGGAAGCUAAAGGAACCCAUGGCUUUUCCUUCCUUUCUCUUCCUCCUCAUCCUCCUUCCCCUUUUCUUCUCCAAUAUCCCUUUCUCACUCUCACAGUCCCAACUUUCGCCUGACUAUUACAGGCAAUCUUGCCCUAACUUGGACAACAUCAUUCGAGAUGUCGUCACCACCAAACAGAUCAGCAACCCCACCACUGCCGCUGGCACCCUCCGCCUCUUCUUCCAUGACUGCAUGAUAGGAGGCUGUGACGCUUCCGUACUCAUCUCCAGCAAUUCCUUCAACAAGGCCGAACGUGACGCCGACAUCAACCUCUCUCUUCCCGGCGAUGCUUUCGACGUAAUUGUACGUGCCAAGACUGCCGUUGAGCUUUCCUGCCCCGGCGUUGUCUCUUGCUCCGACAUCCUCGCCUUGGCCACACGUAACGCCAUUACCAUGGUUGGGGGACCCUUCUACACCGUUAACCUUGGCCGUAAGGACAGCCUGGUGUCCACUCAGUCCAGCGUAGAAGGGCACAUGCCACUGGCUAACAUGACCAUGGAUGAGAUCAUCAAAAAGUUUGAACCCAAGAACUUCACCGUUCAAGAAUUGGUCGCCCUCACCGGUGCCCACACCCUCGGAUUCGCUCACUGCAAGGAGUUCGCUUACAGGCUCUUCAGGUAUAGCAAAACUGUCCCCACCGAUCCUGCUUAUAAUCCCAAGUAUGCCGAGGCUCUAAAGAAACUCUGUCACAACUAUGAGAAGGAUCCUGCAAUGUCAGCUUUCAAUGAUGUAAUGACUCCAUCCAAGUUUGACAAUCUUUAUUACCAGAACUUGGAGAAGGGAAUGGGACUGUUGGAAUCUGACAAUGCGCUGUUCCAGAACCCCAAAACCAGGCCUUUCGUGCAAUUGUAUGCUAAAAACCAGACUGCUUUUUUCAAUGAUUUCGCUCGAGCAAUUGAGAAGCUUAGCCUUAAUGGGGUUAAGACUGGGAAUCAAGGAGAAGUCAGGCGGAAAUGCGAUGCUUUUAACUCUAUUCACAUUUGAACACUUCUUUUCUGGCGGUGGCCAUAGAUAAUGUGAGCAAUAUAUCAUACUAAAGUCAUCGAUCAAGAGACUGUAUUCUCUUACUAUUACAUUUGCAAUUUUCUUUUCAUCCAAACCAGGAGCGAAGUGGAGAAACAAAUUUUGGUAUCGAAAUUAAAUUUUAUACUUUUAUAAUUUUAAAAAAUUAAAUUAAAUUAUUAUUAUUUUAUAAAUUAUAAAAUGAAUACUAAACCAAAUGAUUUUUAUAUGGAAUGGAUGGUUUUCGAUGUUUCAAAUGAUGAUGGCAUCCGUUUCUGAUUCUCUGCACCAACAUCGUUAUGUAUGUAAGUAUGUAUAAGAAUUUGUAAUUUAUACCUAUCUAUCGUUAUAUCAUUUAUUUUCAGCUCCUAAUUUUGGAGCUACCAUUAAUAGGUAUUAUUUUCAAAAUAUUCUAAAUUUUA